CACCAUAUGCAUUUUGAUGCACGUAACGGUCGCGGAGCAAUCUCCGUUGCAAGGGAAAAAGUGGCUUUUUCGCUCUGCUAUUCAAACCGUGUCUUGCUUGGCGCCAAGUUUUCCUUUUUAGGCCUGCCAAGUACGUGCCAAAACGGGUAA
Neurospora hispaniola is the source of this 150-nucleotide messenger RNA. RefSeq lists its product as uncharacterized. The transcript has a single exon. NCBI's taxonomy places the organism in Eukaryota, Fungi, Ascomycota, Sordariomycetes, Sordariales, Sordariaceae. The annotation marks the transcript as partial. The record is from RefSeq and is a predicted model, not a curated record.